UUGUAGUUGUUGGUCGCAUCCGGUCCAUACGAAUGAUGACGCGGAAACAAAAAAAAAGCAAAGAAAAAGCGGAGUAGAGCUUAAAACUCAUUUUAACCUUUUAGAAUUUGAUGCAUUUCUAUAGGUAUAGGUAACAUAUUUCUAAACAAUGCGCUUAUAUAGCUAGCUAUAUUCAAAUGAUAGAUAUUAUAAAUAUUUGCAUUAUUAUUUGUAACAUAGACAUAAAACGUUAGAGCUAACCAGCUAGUUAGUUAGAUUGCUAGCUAGCUAGCUACAUUUUCUUUUUUAUUGAUGAGAAUGGCAACGACAGCCCUGUACGCGUGUACGAAGUGUAACCAACGAUAUCCUUUUGAAGAGCUUUCACAGGGACAACAGUUGUGCAAGGAGUGUCGGAUAGCUCACCCGAUUGUAAAAUGCACGUACUGUCGAUCGGAGUUCCAGCAAGAAAGCAAAACAAACACAAUUUGCAAAAAGUGUGCCCAGAAUGUCAAACAGUUUGGAACACCCAAACCUUGCCAGUACUGUAACAUAAUUGCUGCCUUCAUUGGGACUAAAUGUCAGCGCUGCACCAACUCAGAGAAAAAGUACGGCCCCCCACAGACAUGCGAGCAGUGCAAGCAGCAGUGUGCCUUCGACCGCAAGGAGGAGGGCCGAAGAAAGGUGGACGGAAAGCUUCUCUGCUGGCUGUGCACGCUAUCGUAUCGACGCGUCCUUCAGAAAACCAAGGAACAGAGGAAAGGCCUCAGCUCCUCCCAUUCCAACUCUUCAUCUCUGAACGAGAAGGAGCGUCACCCCAGACACCACCACCAUCAUCAUCACCACCACCACCAGCGGCACAGCAGCUCCCACCACAAAUUGAGCAGCCUCAGCCCUGAGCAGGACCAGGGAGUUUGGAAGCAGAGCCAUAAAUCCUCCUCAAUUCAGAACGAGACUCCAAAGAAGAAACCAAAACUUGAGACAAAGCCAUCAAAUGGAGACAGUAGUUCCAUCAAUCAGUCAAUGGACUCAGGAGGGACAGACAACUUCAUCCUCAUCAGCCAGUUGAAGGAGGAAGUGAUGUCACUGAAGAGGCUGCUGCAGCAGCGAGAUCAAACAAUACUGGAGAAAGAGCGGAAGCUCACAGAGCUCAAAGCUGAUUUUCAGUACCAGGAGUCCAAUAUGAGGGCCAAAAUGAACAACAUGGAGAAGGCACACAAAGAAGCCAUGGAGCUGCAGCAGGCGAAAAACCGGGAGCUGAUGAAGCAGGUGGCAGCUCUCUCGAAAGGAAAGAAGUUUGACAGGACAGGAAGCACACUGCUGCCCCCCUGAGGAUGCCAGUGGGGUCACCUCACAGUACGAGUGCAGAGGGUUCACUGUUCAACACUGUGAAAGCCUGAGUCCAUCUCUUUACAUCCCCCGCUCCCCUUUCACAUUCAUUUCAGAUUUCACCCAGUUUUCUCAUUCAGGAUCACAGGUUAUGCUUAACCUUGUUCCCCCCUCGAACACAACACGAACAGAACAGAACGCACUCGUUGGAGAGGGCCUAGGGCAUCGCCCGAAAACCAUGUAACACUAUGGCAAUAAAACCAAACUCGCCCACCGAGUAACUUGAAGUGCACCAAACAUCUUCUCAUGUUGAGUUGCCUUCAUUUCAAUAUGCAGUUACACGUUUUUGUAUUGGAUUAUUCAAUGAGUGCUAUCACUAAAUGUAAAAUAAUUUUCUAUACAACUGCCAACAGAAACAUUUAGGUGAUUGCAUUUAAACUGCCUAUAGAAUGUUCUUUGUUCGUUAAGCAAUCGACCUGCUCCUAGACUGUAAAUAUGGUGCAGGUCUGAACACUUUCCACAUGUAAGGAAGCUAUGGGUUUUCACAUCUGAAAUGCCAGGAACUGAUUGCCCUUUUCAGCCAUUUUUCAGUAUUUUAUAUUUGAAUUUUAUUUUUUAAUUUAUUCAGACUUUUUCAUGUGAUGCAAGACCUCAAAGAGGAUUGUUAACAUCCUGUUUAUAUUUUUAAAGUGGGUUUUACAGUAUAAUCAUGUAUAUGAAAUUCUCUUCUGACAAUAAUGCACUUGGUGUCAUGUAUGCAGCAUAGAGCCAAAAUGGCGGCUUUUCACUAGGGGUACAGGCGUGAAAUUUCCCUUGCUGUGGCUGGAGCUGUACAGUUAUGUCAGAGUGCAGCCUGUAUUGAUAAGCUGCCAUUCUCGGUCAAUCUUAAACAGGCGAAGCUCAUUUACUGUCCGACUAAACCAGAAGAAAAGUUACUGCCCAGGAUAUGAACAUCCUGGUCCGAGUCUGCUGUCACUGGUGCCACAAAGUCCUCAUUGUGUAACUGUUUUCUUCUGGUUUGCGCUCCAAAGUCGGGUCGCCUGUACCUUUAGCGGACCCAUACAGAUACUGGUAUUCCUGGUGCGGUAGUUUUGAGAGAGAAGGGGAUGGUGGAGAAACAAUCAGACCCUGUCUUUAAGUGUCAAACCACCAAGCUAAUUUAGCCGUGCUAUUCUGAGGAAAAUUAAAUCUUUUGUUAACUAUUAUUUUUGUAAUGUACUUUAUAACUUGAAUUCUCUGUGCUGGAGCUGGGCAGCGGCGUUUGCUGUGACACUGUUGUGGAAAGAAUUGUACUAUUGCAUGACUCACCACUGGGAGGGGCAAUGUACUCUCAUGUACUGUAUUGUACUUUUAGACAGAUUUCAUAAAAAAAAAAAAAAAAACAGUGUGAAGAUGUCACUUUUAAACAGUGAAGGCCUUUGUGUAUUUAAAACUUGUAACUUGUAUUGGUUUCUAGUAAGUAUAUGUAAGGCAAUUAAUAUAUGUAGAAUAUGCUUUUAAAGACUUGUCUAUUUCACUUUUUACAUCUUGGACAUUGCAGGAAAACUGUACCUGAACAGGUACAUGUUCACUUUUGUACUCUUUUUCAAACCCGAUGUUUCAGGAAUAUUAAAUCGUAAAACACC
Molecule: messenger RNA, 2930 nt
Organism: Conger conger (European conger)
Lineage: Eukaryota; Metazoa; Chordata; Actinopteri; Anguilliformes; Congridae
Product: protein FAM76B
Exons: 10
Coding region: 292-1308 (338 amino acids)
Source: RefSeq, a predicted model, not a curated record